CCCUCUCAGGUUACAGUGGAUUUGUUGUCGUUGGGGAACAGCCGUGUGGGAUCAAGAGCGAUGAGAGCGUUCGUGGUGUUGAUGUGCUUUCUGGCACUGGGCUGCCUGGCCCAGAGGCCUCAUCCAUGCACAAGUCCUCCUCUGCUCUCUGGAGCCCUUACUGUGGCGACACAGAAUGAAAAGCUGUGGGCUUAUGCCAAGUACCUGUAUGAUGCACUGGGGCAGCGGACUCGCCUCUUUGAGAUGGGAACUUACCAGAACCAGUCUUUCACAUACGACGUUCUCCUGCUCUACAGACAGGGUGUCAUGUAUGAGAUUGAUGACAAAAAUAAGAAAUGCACAAAAAAGCCUUUGAAGAUCGACUUCCAUCCCAUGGAGAUCCCAAAGGAUGCUUCUCUGCUAGGCCAGGCUAUCGUAGGCAGCUCCUCUGGACCUGGGCAAGGACUCCUGGUCAACACCUGGAUGGGAGACCUUCCCCAAAGUGCAGGAAAGUACAUGAGCACGGUCACUGAAUUUGGAUGUAUUCCUGUCAGCACCACGUACCACACGGACCAGUUCGGAUGGGUGGUGACAAACUUGUUUGACAACGUCAUUGGGAUUCUCGACCCCCAGUAUCUCAACCCUCCACCGUUCUGCCAGGAGGCGGAGAUGACGACAGAUGACGGAGAGGAGCCAGUUAGCUUCUUCAGCUUGUUCACUAAAAGGCACUGAAAGCCUCCUUUAACAGUUGUAUCAAGCAUCAGCAGCUAUUUUUGAUAUUUCAUAAAUAAUUGUUGUGGAGCUGAGAUAAUUUUGCAAUAUUUUCCAAGGAAUGAAAAACGGAAGCUAUUUAGCAGUUAUGAUUGUUGUGCACUAAACAUCAGAUUUAGCCCGGAUGUAAAUAUGCAAUAAUAUGCAUCUCAAGUGAGACCCAUCUUUAACAAACUUUGGUUGGAUUUACCCAUAUCCA
This is a messenger RNA of Myripristis murdjan (pinecone soldierfish), 949 nucleotides long. RefSeq names its product ependymin-like. Gene Ontology annotation, biological process: cell-matrix adhesion. Bases 61 to 711 code for a protein of 216 amino acids. Gene Ontology annotation, molecular function: calcium ion binding. NCBI's taxonomy places the organism in Eukaryota, Metazoa, Chordata, Actinopteri, Holocentriformes, Holocentridae. The record is from RefSeq and is a predicted model, not a curated record. The transcript is spliced from 6 exons. Gene Ontology annotation, cellular component: lysosome; extracellular region.